This is a messenger RNA of Erythranthe guttata (spotted monkey flower), 1981 nucleotides long. RefSeq names its product phosphate transporter 4;3 (gene PHT4;3). The record is from RefSeq and is a predicted model, not a curated record. Gene Ontology annotation, cellular component: plastid. Lineage: Eukaryota; Viridiplantae; Streptophyta; Magnoliopsida; Lamiales; Phrymaceae. Gene Ontology annotation, biological process: transmembrane transport. Gene Ontology annotation, molecular function: phosphate transmembrane transporter activity.
AUUUGUAAUUUUGAAGAAAGUAGAGAGAAGAAAAUGGAAGUGCUGCCAAACAUCGCCUUUCCCCCAACUCUUUGUUGAAUGCUCUAUUCACAUUCAUCUCUCUCUCUCUCUCUCUCUUCAGCAUUCACAGAAUGAAUUCCCCUUCUCUCACUACUGUCAAUCGGCGACUCUGCUCAAGCUCAAUACCACGCCGCCAAAACCCUAAUUUAUCACCCAAACCAUACUUUUUCGGGUUUCCUUGUUCAAUCUCGUCAAUUCGACCACUUGCCGCUUCCUCUCUCAGCGUUUCCGCGAGUGGCACCACUUCUCCUCCGUUUAAAAGCUGUAGUUCAGUAGUCAAUCGAGCGAGGGCUUCGUCGAGUGACGCUCAAUCCGUAUCCGAUGGUGGCGGCUUCCGAGAAAUGCGGGAGCCGAGUUUUGCGGAGUUCAUCACUUCGGAGAGGGUGAAAGUGGUCGCCAUGCUUGCGUUGGCUUUGGCACUUUGUAACGCCGAUCGGGUUGUCAUGUCGGUGGCGGUUGUCCCGCUUUCUCAGUCGCGCGGUUGGCGUCAAUCGUUUGCCGGUAUUGUUCAGUCAUCUUUCCUAUGGGGAUACCUGAUAUCACCUAUAGCUGGAGGGACUUUGGUGGACCGUCACGGUGGUAAGGUGGUCAUGGCUUGGGGGGUGGCUUUAUGGUCUCUCGCUACUUUCCUUACUCCGUGGGCAGCCGAAACAUCCUUAUUGGCUCUUCUUGCUAUGCGGAUGCUACUUGGCAUUGCAGAAGGUGUAGCUCUUCCUUGCAUGAAUAAUAUGAUCGCAAGAUGGUUCCCUCAAACAGAAAGGUCAAGGGCUGUAGGACUAGCAAUGGCUGGAUUUCAGCUCGGAAGUGCUAUUGGGCUUACACUUUCUCCAAUCCUCAUGUCACAAGGCGGUAUAUAUGGGCCAUUUGUGAUAUUUGGUUUGUCUGGUUUUCUUUGGGUUUUAGUUUGGGUAUCUGCAACCUCAAGUUCACCUGACCGAAGUCCUCAAAUAUCAAUCUAUGAGCUGAAAUACAUACAGAGCAGGUCAUCAGUACCCUCUCUGUCGAAAAACCAACUUAAAGAAAGACAAGCUAUUCCUCCUUUUCGACGUCUGCUCUCUAAGCCACCAACUUGGGCUGUAAUUUCCGCCAAUGCUAUGCACAGCUGGGGAUUUUUUGUCAUUCUUUCGUGGAUGCCGAUCUACUUCAAAACGAUAUAUCAUGUUGACCUCAGACAAGCUGCAUGGUUUAGUGCUGUUCCAUGGAGUAUGAUGGCUCUUGUAGGCUACUUUGCUGGAGUUUUAUCAGAUAUGAUGAUUCAAAGUGGCACAAGUGUCACUCUGACUCGCAAAAUUAUGCAGUCAAUAGGAUUUGUUGGUCCUGGCUUGGCUCUUAUUGGUUUAACAAUGGCAAAAACUCCAUUAAUAGCAUCUGCUUGGCUUACUUUAGCUGUUGGGCUGAAAGCAUUUAGUCAUUGUGGCUUUCUCGUGAACCUUCAGGAGAUUGCCCCACAAUACUCUGGUGUGCUACACGGUAUGUCUAAUACUGCUGGCACACUAGCUGCUAUAGUGGGAACAGUCGGUGCGGGUUUCUUCGUCGAAUUAGUGGGCUCCUUCAAGGGCUUUUUGCUGCUCACUUCGUUCCUGUAUUUCUCCGCGGCUUUAUUCUGGAAUGUCUACUGCACUGGAGAGAGGGUCGAUUUCGAUGAAACUGCUUAACGGCCUUCCGAUUUUGACCGUUUCUCGUCGACUGGCCUUGCGAAUUUGGACAACAGUGUUAGGUUUAGAACUUAAAAGGGCUUUACAAAUCAUGAAUAUAUGUUAAAAAUGUAGAUUGUCUUUCAUAAUUUGUAUAUAAUUGACUGUGACAGGACAGGAGUGUAAAUAAGAAUCUCCUUUUUUUGGCUGGUUUUUGUCAGUGAUCUUGAGAAUAUGAAACUAGUGUCGGUUCAUCCCGAUUUUUUAUACAAUCCGUCGUGACAAAA